Molecule: messenger RNA, 2511 nt
Organism: Hydractinia symbiolongicarpus
Lineage: Eukaryota; Metazoa; Cnidaria; Hydrozoa; Anthoathecata; Hydractiniidae
Product: potassium voltage-gated channel subfamily A member 1-like
Exons: 2
Coding region: 276-1676 (466 amino acids)
Biological process (GO): potassium ion transmembrane transport; protein homooligomerization
Cellular component (GO): membrane; voltage-gated potassium channel complex
Molecular function (GO): delayed rectifier potassium channel activity; protein binding
Source: RefSeq, a predicted model, not a curated record
UCUAUCUAUAUAAAUAUCUAUGUCUAUAUAAUUUCAUAUAAUACGCGAAGGAAAUCGUUUAAAACUAAAUUGAUACAGAAAUAUUGUAUGCUUCGUGUUUUUAGUAGUUGCUCUUUGAAUUGCAACACAGCAUGGAAAAAGAUUUCGAUUAAAACAAUCAUGAAAAACUGAAGAUGUAUAAUGAACUUCUUUUGAAAGGAGUAAAAUCUUAUUUGGGGAAUGUAAAAGGUUCAUUUGUAGUGAAGACCAAGAAAUAGUCCUUUAUUGCUAGGAUUAUGGAAAAGCUUGAUUUUUUACGGGAUGGACCACCAUGGAAUCCAGGAGUUUUGUUGACAUCGCAUCUCGCACCAAACGUGCAAACAAGACAGUUAAUUAGCUUAAGCACGCAAGACUUGCGUAACGGAAAUAUGCUUCGAUACGCCGAAAGUCCGCGUGUAGCUUACGAGAAAGCAUCACCUAUCAAAGAGGCAGAUCUAGUGUCGAUAAAUGUAUGCGGCAUGGUUUACGAGACUCUACAAAGUACGUUGCAAAAAUUUCCUAAUACAUUACUUGGCGAUGAAAAAAGGCGCGAAAAGCAUUUUGUUAAUUCACGAAAUAUGUAUUUCUUCGAUCGAAAUCGUCAAUCAUUCGAAGCUAUCUUGUAUUACUAUCAAACUGGUGGGAUUUUGAUAAGACCGCCGAAUGUUCCCAUGGUGCUUUUCUCUGAAGAAAUCUCCUUCUUUGACCUUGGAGAAGUUGCUUUCAUGAAACUACAAGAGGAGGAAGGAUACAUACCAGACAAGGAGCGUCUUUUACCCAAAAAAGAAUGGCAACGAAAAAUUUGGGAACUGUUUGAGUUCCCUGACACAAGUACAGCCGCGCGAAUAUUAGCUGGGUGGUCUAUUUUUGUGAUCGUGCUUUCUAUAACCGUUUUUUGUGUUGAAACUUUGCCUGAAUUUUCGAAAGAAGACAGUGAAAAUACCACAAGUACUGAGAAUAACAGCCGAAAUAAAUUCACUCAACCGUGGUUUUCAUUAGAGCUCGGCUGCAUAGUUUGGUUCACUUUUGAAUACAUUAUGCGCUUAAUAUCUUCUCCACAAAAAUGGAAAUUCUUAAAAUCAUUUUUAAAUGUUAUAGAUUUGCUCGCCAUUGCUCCAUAUUUUAUAACGUUGUCAUUAAGUAAUGGCGACACCACACCGUUAUCGGUGUUACGUGUCGUACGGCUAGUCAGAGUAUUUCGUAUAUUCAAAUUAUCAAGACAUUCCUUGGGGUUACGUAUACUUGGACACACGCUGAAGGCAAGUGUUAGUGAACUAGGUAUGUUGAUAUUCUUUCUGAUAUUAGGUGUGAUUUUAUUUUCAAGCGCUAUCUUCUACGCCGAGCAAGGCCAGAACGACGAGUUUCAAAGUAUACCUGAUACUUUUUGGUAUUGUCUGGUCACUAUGACAACAGUUGGAUAUGGCGAUAAAGUACCGGCAACUUUAAUUGGUAAAUUAGUCGGCAGUUUGUGUGCAAUUGUUGGCGUACUAAUGAUUGCGUUACCCGUCCCUGUCAUUGUCUCAAAUUUUGAAUUCUUCUACAAACGCGAUCGUAUGUCAUACGAUAAUCGCACGAUCACCGGUGAACCCUUUCGACCGGCAUCUGGAACACCAGAAAAGUCCUCCGAGCCGUUACUCAAAUGUGAGACAGGCAUGUAACAGAGAUAUUAUUUGAUCUGAAUAUAUAUGCAUAGGACUAAUGCUUAGUUCAAAAAUAAGUCGUUAAUAAUAAAAUAAAAUUAAUUCAUUACUUUAGCAUUAGAUAUACGAGCUUAGGAAUGUAGUUUUCAUUCUAGACCCCAGAGCGCUUCAAGAUAAACCUCGGUUUUAACCUCAAAGAGCUAUGGGGACGAGAAUUGUAGUGUUCUUUCUCUUGUAAAUAAAAUAUGCUAUUUUUUUACGUAUUAAUAUAGAAAUGGUGAGUACAAUAAAAAGUGUGAUAAAACCCUCCUCUUUUGUUGUCAUACCAACCUCGUUCCAAGGGCUUGGUAGGUGUUUUUGUAUUGGACUGGAAUCUGCUAUACAACUAACAGGCCCUGGGGGAGGUCGUUAGUAUGUAAUUUCUAUGUAAUUAUAUAUGAACAGCAGGGCAGGGAUCCUGUCGACAUUGUUUUGCAGGAGGAGAAACAUGUCGAAUGAAAGGUAAAAUGUUAUAAUUGCAAACAGAGAGGCCAUAUUUUGAAUUUGUGAUAAGAAAACAAAAUUAUCUCCAGGCCUUGUUCGUUGCACUAUAAAAAAACCCUAAGAAAUCCUGGACUGGACACGAAGUUCAUAAGAUGGUCGUGGGCUUCUAUUUUUGACUUAAACCUGCAACAAAGUUCUGGCAUUUCAUCUUGUUAUCAGAUUAUAAUGUGAAGGAUAACUUUUUUAACUGCGAUGCUAAAUUUUACAGCACUUUUAUUUUCUCAAUUUGACCCUAAUCACGAAGUUAAAUCUGUGGAAAACGUAAAAUUUGCAUAAAAAACUCUUCUUAAAAAAAAAGAAAAUAAGAAAA